Molecule: messenger RNA, 2418 nt
Organism: Penicillium cinerascens
Lineage: Eukaryota; Fungi; Ascomycota; Eurotiomycetes; Eurotiales; Aspergillaceae
Product: small subunit rRNA maturation protein TSR1
Exons: 2
Coding region: 1-2418 (805 amino acids)
Biological process (GO): ribosome biogenesis; endonucleolytic cleavage of tricistronic rRNA transcript (SSU-rRNA, 5.8S rRNA, LSU-rRNA); maturation of SSU-rRNA from tricistronic rRNA transcript (SSU-rRNA, 5.8S rRNA, LSU-rRNA)
Cellular component (GO): nucleus; preribosome, small subunit precursor
Molecular function (GO): U3 snoRNA binding; GTPase activity; GTP binding
Source: RefSeq, a predicted model, not a curated record
AUGGCGCCCACCCAAACGGUGCACCACCACCGCAACACCACCAAGGUUACCCAAAAGCCUUUCAAGACCAAGCAUGCGUCUAAAAGUGCUCUGAAGGAUCAGGCCAAGGGCAAAAUCGAGUCGGAGCGGGGCACUCGCAAAACCCCCCACCAACAGCUCAAGUCGAAACUCGAUCGCCGCAACCAGGCCCGCCAGAGACAACAAUUGAAGCAUCAGCAGAGGAUCCAGGAGACUAGCAUCUUCACUGGCCAAAAUGGAGCGCCCCGCCACGUCGCUAUCGUCCCGCUGUCCGUCGAUAUCGAUAUCCCCGCCACGAUCCAAGCUUUGAACGAGAGUGUAGACGUCUCUUGCGCUGUUUCUAUCGAUGGACCUACCCGUGUGCGAGUUGAUAGGUUCCGUCAGAGCUUGCUCUAUAUCCCGGCCAAGUAUGACCUGAUGAAUGCUCUGGAUGUGUGCCGCAUGGCCGACUUUGUGGUCCUGGUAGUAUCGUCAGAGAUGGAAGUGGAGGAAGAGGGCGAGCUGCUCUUGCGAUCAAUUGAGAGCCAGGGUAUCUCCAACGUUAUCACAGUUGUUCAGGGUCUUGACAAGGUGAACCCAGCCAAGAAGCGCCCGCAAGUGGCUUCUUCGCUUAAGUCUUUCGUCAACCAUUUCUUCCCGGCUGUGGAGAAGGUCAUGUCGCUCGAUUCGCGACAAGAAUGCUCUAAUGCGAUCCGGUCUCUUUGCACAGCGACCCCUAAGGGAAUCCGCUGGCGUGAUGAGCGUAGCUGGAUGCUCGUUGAGAGCGUGCAGUGGCCGGAGGCCGAUGCUGAAGUGGUUGAUAACGUUGUCAUCACCGGUAUCGUUCGUGGAAAGGGUCUGAAGGCCGACAGAAUUGCACAUAUCCCAGGCUGGGGUGACUUCCAGAUCGGUUCGAUCACAUCAGCUCCUUUGCCCACCAAGGGCAAGCGUGACGAUGCGAUGAACGUGGACACCGACGAAUCCAACCAGGUCCUUGACGGCCCCAGCGCGGACCAGGACGACAUGGCCACUAUUGCCCCGGAGGAGAUUGAAAUGGAGGAUGACGACAUGGUUUCGAUGGCCGACACAGAGAAGAAGGGUGUCCUUCUCGACGACCACCACUACUUCUCGGACGAUGACUCUCACAUUCCCCCGACGCCCAAGCGUUUGCCCAAGGGUACCUCAACAUACCAGUCCGCUUGGUAUCUCGAGGACGUUUCGGACUCCGGAUCUGAUCUGGAGGAUGAGGAUGAUCAGGAUAUGGAAAUGGACACCGCCGGCGCGCCUGAAGACGGUGUUUUCCCCGACAACCACGACGCUAUGACGGAAGGCGGCCCCUCCGAGUACCCUCAGUCAGAGAUGUUCCUUGACCCGUCACCCGAGGACGAGGCUCAGGAGCUAGCGGAUUACCGCGCUAGCCGCAAAACCGAGGCCGAGGAGGACCUUGAAUUCCCCGACGAAAUCGAAUUGCACCCUAACGCUCUUGCGAGAGAACGUCUUGCUCGUUUCCGUGGCUUGAAGAACAUGAAGAUCAGUCCCUGGGAGACAUCCGAGGACCGACCCUUCGAGCCUGAGGACUGGCGGCGGUUGUUGCAGUUCGGUGACUACAAGAGUAUCAAGAACCGUGUCGUUCGUGAAGCCCUUGUCGGUGGUGUUAACCCGGGUAUUCGUGUGGACAUCCACCUUCGCGCGGUGCCAUCCGCACUCCGCCACAAGGCCCAGCCGCUCUCCCUAUUCUCUCUCUUGCGCCACGAGCACAAGAACACCGUGGUCAACGUCAACAUGACCCUGAAUGGCAGCGUCGAGAAGCCGCUCAAAGCCAAGGAGGAGCUCGUUGUGCAGUGCGGAGCCCGCCGCAUGGUGGUCAAGCCUGUCUUCUCCGCCGCUGACAACACCCCCAACAACGUGCACAAGUUCGACCGUUACUUGCACCCAGGCCGCAGCGCUAUCGCCACAUGGAUUGGACCCAUGACCUGGGGCGCCGUCCCUAUCCUUGUCUUCAGAAACAAACAAGCUGAAGAGGACCCUGAGAUCCUCGACUCCGCGGACACCAAGCAGGAGCAGGAGCCUCUAGAUAUGAACCGCCUGGAGCUGAUCGGUACCGGCACUGUAGUUGCACCGGACCCCAAGCGUGUCAUUGCCAAGCGUGCCAUCCUCACGGGUCACCCAUACAAAAUCCACAAGAAGGUCGUCACCAUCCGGUAUAUGUUCUUCAACCAAGAGGAUGUCGCCUGGUUCAAGGCUCUGCAGCUUUGGACUCGCCGUGGCCGCAGCGGUUACAUCAAGGAGAGUCUUGGUACCCACGGUUACUUCAAGGCUACCUUCGACGCAAAGAUCAACCCCCAGGAUUCGGUUGGCAUCAGUUUGUACAAGCGUGUCUUCCCUCGCCCGGCAAUUGCUCUGGAGGCUUACGGCGCAUAA